GAUAUUCAGUCUCACAUUUGACCCACCCAGCGCACUGGUUCCUUUUUUGAUGUGUCUAACUAAAAUUCUCAAGCACGCGCAAGUAGCUAGUGUGCCGCCCACGUAUACAGAGGAAUCCAAUAUGAACGAAUUGGCAGAUCCUCCGGAGUAUGAAUUCACACUCAACAACAACAACAACAACAACAACAACAACAACAACCACUACUCGCAUCAAGGCAGCGCUGCUCAAGCUCUUGCAUUGCAACAAAGGGCAGCAAUUCAAAGCGAAAACGCUCGCAUCGCGGCUCUACAACAUAUCCCCAGAGAGAAAGAGACCUACUAUGGCGAUCGAUCGACCACGAACAGUGAUGCGAACUCCAUGGAGGCAGUCAGUAGUAGUCAUACACAAGCGUCUUAUAAACCACCCACAUACGAAGACUUUCAUCGAAUGACCGAAGAAGCACAGAAUAAACAAGCCGAGGCAAGCAUGGAGAAUGACAGGAGCUUGGCCCCCUCGGAAGGCCAUAACACUGAUGAGAGCUGUGAUUUUUUAGGGCGCGGUCGUGGAUGUGAGAACCAGCAGAUUCUCGCGGACACGCCAGCGCUUACUAAGCAACACUGUGUGCAGGAUGAUAAGCCGAGAGGCGACCAAGCGGAUAGCCUGAGCACUCGCGUAGAUAGCGCGUAUGUAGAAGAGGACCUGAACAGUAUCCGGUCUGGUGUUGCCAUGGUUGAUUUCGCUCUCAGCUCGAGCUCUGUCAGGGAAUACGACCACGUGGCGAGACACUCUGCCCAGUGUCUCUCGUCCGAGAGUGGAGAGUACCCAGUUUUUCUGAUGGAACAGCCGAGGAAUGGUGCCGUUCAAACGUCUGAAGAUAAUAUUCACAUGACGGAUAAGGACCCUAGGCGCAAGAGUUAUCAAUAUGUAGCUCGAGGGAUUAGUAUUGGUAGUUCAGGUACGAAUGAAACGUCCGCAGGUAGAAAUACACAACGCACGGCUAGCCAUUUAGUCAAACACUCCGGCACGGUUGAGCAUUUAGCUGCCGUUGCCAGUGAUGGAUAUGUAGACUACAGACCUGGCAGCGACAAAAUCUCCUGUACGCGUACCCAUUCAGGCGGUAGGCCGAACUCGAUCGAAGCAAAUAGGGGUGUGCAUCGGAAGACGAGCAGUCCUAUGGUUCUCCUUAGCAGUGCAGCUAGGUCUGCGAGUAAGUUGCAAGAAGACAUCUCUGGGGAUUUAGACACGGGCCGUGGUGGUAGGAGUGGUGGGGAGCGAGACGCGCGCGGUGGUCUUGGCACAGCAAAUGCUUCGGCCACUAGCACCGGGGAUUGUUCUAUCAGGAGAGUUAGUCAUGGCGGAUAUGCAGCUAGGCCCCACCCGUUGUCUCGAGGAUACAGUCUGAAGCGAAUGAAUGACGGGUUGAAUGACGCUAGCAGCUGCUGUAUAGGAGGGGUUAUGGAGGGCAAGAGAAGUACUGAGCGAUUUCCUGGAUCCGAGAUCAGAAUUGAUACACCGACGCACGCUUGUGCCAGCGAUGGCGAGGGCCACAGUCCUUACCGUUCACGGCCGAGUAGCGUGAGCAAGUCGAAAGAUGAAAUCGACAUGCGUAAGUGCAGAAGCACAACAACCAGUCCGAAAAUUCUUUCGUCCUUUGUCAGCCUCAGACUCCACUCCCACUCCCCUCACACACUGAAAGGGACAGUCAGUACUGGGAGUAGCGGGGAGACGAGUAGAAAAGCAGCCGGCCAAGAAAUGCGGGAUCGGGACUUCUCGUACAAUACAUCAGCAGAAUAUCGGACGGUAGACAGGGCAGCGCUCGGUAGCACGGGUUUACUGUCGAACGUGGAUUUUUCCGGAACAAUGGCAUCGGGGUUGAUAGAGAAAAUAGCACAAGAGCAAAAACGGGUGAUAGUGAGGUGCGUAUCUGCCACUGUCCAACCACCCACGAGGCGUACAAGCUCAGACAGACAUACGCGCAAGGAGAAAGCAGAUAAACGUGUCGAUCAGGCCAGCAGGUGCACCGGGAAGGGAGCCGAAGGCAUUGGUCGUAGCAUUACUGGUCCCAAAAAGGAAAAUAAGGUUCAGGUCAUGGUGAGGGCUUCGCCUAGAACGGUUCCGCACUUAUAUGCAUAACACGGGUGCGAGGGAAAGUGUGCUCUGGGACUAGCAGGUACUGCUUUUGUCAGAUGGAAUUCACGGUUCGUUGGCCCCUUCUAAAUACGUGAAAGGCCCAGAGCUUAGAGGAAUUGUGCAAUGCGGCAUCUCCUGCAACGCCAAUCGGCACGAGUCUCUCAUGAAGAUUUUGGAAUCGAGUAGUAGUUUUAUGAAUUGGGGAAUGAAGAAGGAGGGGCGCUGCCAGAUGUCUAGACACCACACUACAACACAACGCGUAGCAAUUAAAAAC
Molecule: messenger RNA, 2384 nt
Organism: Sphaeroforma arctica JP610
Lineage: Eukaryota; Ichthyosporea; Ichthyophonida
Exons: 2
Coding region: 50-2113 (687 amino acids)
Source: RefSeq, a predicted model, not a curated record